This is a messenger RNA of Alligator mississippiensis (American alligator), 4908 nucleotides long. It is a transcript of the gene STAC, whose product is annotated as SH3 and cysteine rich domain. The transcript is spliced from 11 exons. Gene Ontology annotation, molecular function: transmembrane transporter binding. Gene Ontology annotation, cellular component: extrinsic component of cytoplasmic side of plasma membrane. Lineage: Eukaryota; Metazoa; Chordata; Crocodylia; Alligatoridae. The coding region runs from base 453 to 1676 and encodes 407 amino acids. Gene Ontology annotation, biological process: positive regulation of voltage-gated calcium channel activity; positive regulation of protein localization to plasma membrane; skeletal muscle contraction. The record is from RefSeq and is a predicted model, not a curated record.
CAAAGCUAUUCAAGGCAUUAGAAAUACAACUCCUCCCUCCAGUGCCCCAUGUGUGUGAGCAGCUCAGGCUUUCUGCUUCAGCACACUGCCAUUUGAUCACUGGGCUGACAGUCACGACUCUGUUCUACACCUUCAGGCUUCACAGAGAAAAGGAGGACCAAGAAAAACACAGAAAUAGGCACAUAACUGACCUACAGAGCCAUCAAUAACUUAAUUCCCUUGCAGCAGAAUUACAUAGGGGAAAGAGAGGAAAAGAGGGGAGGAGGAAAAGGAGGAGGAGGAGAAGAAAAAAAAAAUCCAGAGAAUUCUAGCCUUGCAAAUAUAGUCAAAUUGAGAAUGAGAGGAGUUCAUUUGCUCUAGAAGAACAGGGAAGAAAGAACAGAUUAAAUAAACAAAACAGGAGAAGAUUGUAGCUCCCUUCACGAUAGCAGCAGUAUUAUUACAGAAGUAAAAUGAUUCCUCCGUGCAGCACUACUGAAGUCAGCGUGGAUAGCGUGGAGAAAGAGAAUGAACUGGAGAAUACAGAUCAGCCCCCCUCUCCAGCAUCUACUACCAGCCAGGAAUCAAAGCUGCAGAAACUGAAGCGAUCACUUUCUUUCAAGACCAAAAGUUUACGGAGCAAGAGUGCAGACAACUUCUUUCAGAGGACUAACAGUGAUGUGAAGUUGCAAGUGGAUUUGCCGCCUGAGGUGAGCACCAGCACUGGCCAGCUCCCCAGCUCAGAGAACCAGACCUCCACCCCUACCAAAGUCCAACAGCAGGCAGAAAACAACAAGGCUCACGUUUUUCAGGAGCACAUCUUCAAAAAACCCACAUUUUGUGAUGUAUGCAACCACAUGAUUGUUGGGACAAAUGCUAAACAUGGACUGCGCUGUAAGGCUUGUAAGAUGAGUAUCCAUCACAAGUGCACAGACAGUAUUGGACAACAACGUUGCAUGGGCAAACUGCCAAAGGGAUUUCGACGCUACUACAGUUCCCCACUGCUCAUUCAUGAACAGUUUGGCUGUAUCAAAGAAGUGAUGCCUAUUGCCUGUGGCAAUAAGGUUGACCCUGUCUAUGAAACCCUCCGCUUUGGAACUUCUUUGGCGCAGAAAACCAAGAAGGGCAGCUCUGGAAGUGGAUCUGACUCACCCAAGAGGAAUUCUACUUCAGACCUGGCAGAAGUUCCUGAGGAAACGGAUGGCUCAGGAGGCACAUUUGACAUAAACAGGAGACGCAGCAACAGUGUGUUUACAUACUCAGAAAAUGGCACAGAACACUUUGGAGAAGAACCAAAAAGAACAAACUCCCCAGUACAGGGACCGCUUUUCAAAAACAUGUUACAAAUGAACACCUACGUUGCCUUGUACAAAUUUGUACCACAAGAGAACGAAGACUUGGAGAUGAGACCGGGUGAUAUGAUCACACUUUUGGAGGACUCUAAUGAAGACUGGUGGAAGGGGAAAAUUGAGGACCGAACUGGAUUUUUCCCUGCUAAUUUUGUUCAGAGAGUGCAACGAGAUGAAAGGAUUUACAAGUGUGUCCGAACAUUUAUUGGAUGCAAGGAACAGGGACAGAUAACACUGAAAGAAAACCAAAUCUGUGUGACAUCUGAAAAGGAGCAUGAUGGCUUUAUCAAAGUGUACAGCGGGAAGAAGAAAGGCUUCGUCCCCAUAGACGUCCUAGAAAACAUCUGAUUUCAACAUUCCACUUGCAGCAGUAGGAGAGCUUUGUUGGCAAUGCCUGUCUCCCUCAUCUCACACUGUGUCAACCCAGAUGGGCUGUCUUGCAGAUGUUCAGGGAAUAAUGAGACAACUGCAACAACAAUGAAAAGACAUUUAGACUGUUAAAGUAACAACAAGAUUUUAUUUUAAAAAAUAAAAUAAAAAGAGGGUUGAUUCAAAGAAUAUGUAUCAGGAAACCUCCAAGGGGGAAAAGGGAUCAGGGAAGCUAAAAGGAAUAAGGUAAGACGUGUUUGGCCUUAGCUGAUUUUCAGGGCAAGACAGUUAUUAAUACCCUGAUGGAGACAGACAGCCGUUCUGAAGGACUAAACUUGCAUCCUGUCCUUGUCUCCUAAGAAACCUGUUGAACUGUAUUGUUGUUUGAUGUGUGAGUGGAAAAAAGAAAAGGUCCUUGUACUGCAGUCUGAUGCUUGUUAGUAAAGUGUGGCUCUAGAGUUUUGUCCACAGUAUUAGCCACAAUCAGUACAGCGUUUAAUCCAGAUGUUUAGUCUCAUAACAAAGCAGUUUGGAGACAUUGUGUAAAUGUCAAUCUGAGAAGUGCACUUUGGUCUGGACAGCGACGGCUUUCUCUUUCUCUGUGACUGCAACACAUGAAAGAGCAGCCACCUUACAUGUCCCUUGUUUUUUGUCUGUAUACGAACAAAACUGUCAACACAUGUUGGAUGUAAUGACUGUUGUGUUACCUGAUAGACUUAGCUGAGUUCCUCCUCUUCAGAAUGUCUGACUGGACGUAUUCCUCCAAGUUCCCUGCUCCUUUAUCUAAGGAUAGAAGAAGUGACAAAAUGCUCAGAGCUGGGUGAGAGCCACAUGCUUGAGAAGUUUUAUAUUUUUCUGGUGUUUCUUACAUUUGGAAAGAUUUUAUAUCUCAAUCCUAUUAAUAAUAAAGGAAGAUGGUCAGUUAAGCCCUGCUAAGAGUGAAACUGAUAGUGACUAACAUGUUGUAAGUGAAUGUAUAGCUCAGAGCGAGUGAGAGAACUGGAUUGUCUUCUAAUUGCGCUUAAUCCUGCCAUUGACUAGAUAGCAGCACUUAGGGUUCAGCUGUAUGUACACUAAGCCAAAUUCUGCCUAGAUGAAAUCUCCCAUGCUUAAGUCCAAUGAAGUUGCAGAAAUGCCCAUUAAGAAAGUGCUUGGGUGACAGUCUGUAUCACGUUGUCUCCAACCUUGAAAAAUUCUGCUGAAGGGUGCAGAAUGAACCCCUUGUGCCCAAGCAAAACCCAUUAGUUUUAGUGGGUCUCUUUAAAAACAUACGGUUCUCCAAUGCAAAUCACAUCAUAACAUCAAGGUCUUAGCACUCCCCAGACUACAUGGAAGCAAGAUUUUCAUUUGAGCUUUGCAGGUGGCCACUGUGUCUAAAAUAGGCUGAAUCACAAAGGCCUAUGUCUCAACAUCAAGAAAGUUUGCAUCUGGAGCCCUAGGCCCUAGUCUGGCAUGUCAGAUGGCCCUGCUCUGGCAUGUGGGUUGAAAUCCUAAGCCCCUGCAGAGGCUUCCUGAGGCCUGUAUGCUUCUAGACAGACUCAAGGGUCCACACAGCAGAUCUGUCUGUGAGAUAAAAGCCACACAUUGCGAGCUCUCAUCUGUUUCUCAUUAACAAGUAAGAGUUAGGGGUAUCAACUGCUGAAUCCUUCUCUUUACAGUUUAUGUCGUUUAUACUGAUUGCGAGCAUCCCUUUGUCCAACCAAAACCAUCCUAGCGCAUAACAUGUUUAGUGGGAUUGCCAGAGAUUUAUUUAUAAAUGGUCUUUUUCUUUCACUCAGCUCGCUUUGCAAGGUAACCAAUGGGGAAGCAAAGGAAACAUACGCCUUAGAGAUCAAAAAAAAAGAAGCAUUAGAAGUGUCAUUACUCUACCCUACUUUAUAAUAUUUUUAUUUCAUAGUAACCAAUCCAAAUAAUACUUUAAUAAAAACACCUCUCAAAUGCUUGUUAUAACAAAAAUAUUUGCUACUUGGGCCUGGCCUGUUAAACCUGAACUGUAUUACUCUAUACAUGUGUGCUACUGUUUACAUAAUUGCAUCAUACUGUGAUUCCCCUCGUACUGCAAUCUCUUCCUAUGAUUUCAGUUUCUCCAUAAAACAUACAUCAUACUACUCAAAGGAUGAUAUGAAUAGUAACUACAAUUCACAAUGGCCUUUAAUCAAUGUCAGUUUGAUUCUUUUGAUACCAAGCAAUAAAUAAUAAAGUGACUGAAAAAAGCCUAAGUGGAUUAUGUCAUGUUCAAGCAAACAUUGCUUCUGAACCAAAGCUUUCAUGGUUACUUUUACCUUUCAGUUUGGUUUGAUUUGGUUGGCUUUGCUUUUUGGUCAUUGUUUGAUGUGGAAAACAGUAUUUUGUCCCUAUUUUAACACAAUGCUUAUGCACAUGCCUGACUUGAAACACACUCUGUUGGCUGCUGAUAUGCUUAAAGGUAGGCAUGUGUUUAAGCACUCAGCUUAAAGAAAUAAAGGUCUUGAUUCAGCAAUUUUGGAUGCCUUAUUCUGAAUCCAAAUUAAUGUUCCAUAGUUUUUUUUUCUACCAUUUGCAAUUCACAAUAACUGUUGCAUUAAUAAUUGGAUAAAAAUCAGGCAAAGAGUAGGACUGGACUUUAUCUAAUACUUGCUCAGAAAAAUUGAAUUUUAGGAGAUAAAUGUUGUUCACAUCUAAUUUAAUGUUCUGCUUAAUAAAGAACAUGCAAUGGUUGGAAGGAGAAUGGAAAUAUAUGCAUCUUGACCUCUUCUUUGCAUUGGAUAGUUUAUCACUUUACAUUAUUCAUCAUUUGGAGCACUUACUACAGUCAUCAGCAGGCAAAACUAUUCAAUGGUUUAUCUGAAUUACUCCUGCAUCCCUGAGGAUUUCUGUGCUGAAACAUUCCCCAAAUAGUUCUUCUAUAAAACAUAUAGCACAUAUAGAACAUGUGAUGCUACUGUGUGUAAUAAAGGUUUUAUCGAUACGCAUUUGGUAUGAGCUGCACAAAUUGCAGUCAACUGCCAUUCAUGAACAGUACAGUAUCUUAGAUAUAUAGCAGUAAUGCCUUUAUACCAUACAUUCUUCGGUGGCCUCCUGUCACAAUAUGAUCUACAACUCAUGAUUAACCUAUGCUACUCAUUGUCACAGGAUGUCAUUGAGGUCAAGAAUUUGGCCAGAUUACCAGAGAAGUUGUAUAUUUCUAUGGAUAACAAAAAUAGAUAGAAUUAUAAUAAAACUUUUAAAAAGA